GGGGGGCAUAAAAAGCUCGGCGGCAACUGACCUAUAAAUUCCCUUCAAAAACCCCAAAGCUGCUCCGCCUCUUUCAAAUCCCUAAUUUUCUCUCUCCUCCUAAAACCCUUCCUUAAACCCCUAACUUCUUCAACCUUCUAUCGCUAUGGAAUUCUGGGGUAUUGAAGUAAAUUCGAAAGAGGCUUGUAAGGUGACACUCAAGGAUGGCUGUGUCAUUCAUCUUUCUCAGGCUACUCUUAGUGAGGUGAAGAAGGAUGGCGAACCUGUAAUGGUUCAUGUCAAAGUGGGUGACCAAAAGCUAGUGUUGGGAGUGCUAAGCAAGACUACCCCUCAAUUGUCUUUUGAUUUGGUGUUUGAGACGGAAUUUGAGAUCUCUCACAACUGGAAGAAUGGAAGUGUUCACCUCUUGGGAUACAAUACCCAGUUGGGAAAUGAUGAUGAUGAAGUGUUCUCAAGUUCUGAUGAUGAGGAGGACUUGAUGGAUGAUCGUGUUUCACAAUUACAAUUUAAAGGUAACGCUGCUGCUCCAGCUAAUCCUCAAGCUGCUGUUCCUAAGGCUGUCGCAAAUCCAGUCAAAGCUGACAAAUCCUUGCCAGAAGUGAAGGAUGAUUCUGAUGAAGAUGACAGUGACGAUGAUGAUGAUGAUGACGAUGAAGAUGACUCUGAUGAGGAUAUGAUGAGUAAGAGUGACAGUGGUUCAGACGAGGAUGACGAAGAUGAUGAUGAGUCAGAGGAUGAAAAGCCUGCAAAGCCCGAAUCUGGCAAGAAAAGACCCAAUGCUGAUGCUAAGACACCUGAGUCCAAGAAGGCUAAAGUAGUCACCCCCCAGAAAACAGAUGGAAAGAAAGGUGCUCAUACAGCAACCCCAUAUCCAUCAAAGAAAGGUGGCAAUUCUCCUGGUGGUAACAAGGCUACACCCAAGUCCGGUGGCCAAGGCUCUCAUGGUUCUCAAAAGAAGAAUUUUAACUCAGGCAAUCGGAAUUUUAACAAGAAGGGUAAGCACUCUGGCAAGUAGGGUGUUGAUUUCCGGCUGUGUGUUUAUUCAAUACAGAGAAGAGAGGGGAAAGAGCUUAGUCUCAAAUUUUGGUAUCUGUUUUACUGUCUUCGAUUUUUUUUUUUUUGGGAGGAUGGGGUGACCAGUUCUGGAGGAUGUUGUCUAAACCAAAGUAGAACUUAAUUUAAGUGGUAUGUGCAUGUGGUUCCGGAAAAUAUAUUGCUGUCCAUGAACAUAUUCAUGUUUAAGGAAAUGGUGAUUUUUGAGC
Beta vulgaris subsp. vulgaris (sugar beet) is the source of this 1262-nucleotide messenger RNA. RefSeq names its product histone deacetylase HDT2. The transcript has 9 exons. Bases 146 to 1015 code for a protein of 289 amino acids. NCBI's taxonomy places the organism in Eukaryota, Viridiplantae, Streptophyta, Magnoliopsida, Caryophyllales, Amaranthaceae. The record is from RefSeq and is a predicted model, not a curated record.